AUGCUUGGACGGAUUCCGAGGUCGCCCGGGCCUGGAUCCGCUCAGCACCACAACGGUGGAAGACCUUCGUUAGAAAUCGCGUUGCCCUCAUUCAGGACAACGUGCCGGUAUCAGCUUGGGGUCACGUCGACACGGAGUCCAAUCCGGCGGAUCACUGCUCCCGCGGGCUUUAUCCUCGCGAUCUGGUGGCCUGUUCGAUGUGGUGGGCAGGCCCUGAGUGGCUUGUUCGCUUCGAACCCAGUUGAGCCUUCCCACGAUUCGGAAACCCCUCCGAUCGAGGAGGAGAAAAUCGUAUCGCUCGUGGCGCUCGAGCCGCCUGACGCGGUACAUUCAUUGCUCGAAAGAUUCUCAUCAAUCGAGAAAAUUGGCCGAAUUAUAGCAUACAUUCUCAGGUUUGUACAUCACUCCCGUGCAAAAUCUGCUCCUACGACUUUGGCCAUAGAUCAGCUCGAACUGCAUUCCGCGUUACUACUCGUUGUGAAGAGUGUACAGGCGGAUGCUUUCCGCGAUGAGAUCGAUCGUCUUCAAAGCGGGAGAAGGCUCCCCAAGCCCUUUCGCAAACUCGCUUCCUUCCUUGAUCCGGUGGGUAUUCUCAGGGUGGGCGGCAGGCUUGCAAAAUCCGGAUUGACAUUCGAGAACAAGCACCCUGCCUUACUGCCCUGUAAACAUAGACUCACAGAUCUCGUUAUCGAACACGUGCACCGCACGAACAUGCACCCUGGUCGGCGCACGCUGCAGUACCUGCUCACGCAACAUUAUUGGGUCCUCGGGGUGCAUCGCGCUAUACAACGCGUACUCUCGAGAUGUCAUCAAUGUUUCCGCGUAAAGCCACACACCUCUCAGCCCCUCAUGGCGGAACUACCGGCCGAUAGGGUCCGACAGGCCAAGCCAUUUUCGAUCAGCGGCGUGGAUUUCGCGGGACCGUUCAACAUAGUCACGCGACGAGCCCGGGGGGUCUCCUCCGUCAAAGUGUACGCGUGCCUUUUCGUAUGCUUUUCGGUUAAGGCGGUGCACCUGGAAGCCGCCUUCUCGUUGUCCACCGACUCCUUCCUCGCUGCGCUGCGACGCUUUGUGGCCCGACGCGGACGCUGCUCGCUUCUCUACAGCGACUGCGGAACGAAUUUUGUAGGGGCCGCACGGGAACUAGAAAGCCGCAUGGGCCUCGCAGCGGAGCGAGAGAAGAUCAAGUGGUCCUUUAAUCCUCCCUCCGCGCCCCACUUCGGGGGCCUCUGGGAGGCGGGAGUCAAGACCUUUAAAACCCACCUGCGGCGGACCGUGGGUGAUCAAGUCCUCUCAAUAGAGGAAUUCACGACGGUCCUCGCGCAGGUCGAGGCCGUCCUGUAUUCCAGACCCCUCUGCCCGAUGAGCGCCGACCCUACCGACCUCGAAGUCCUAUCGCCGGGUCACUUCCUCACGAUGGAACCGCUCGUCUCCGUUCCCACUCAAGACGUGACCCCGUUACCGAUGAAUCGGCUGAGUCGGUGGCAACUCGUCCAACGAAUACACCAAGACUUUUGGAGGCGCUGGCAUCAGGAGUAUCUCCAUACGCUGCAACAGCGUCCCAAAUGGUGGACCUCAGUCAACCCGCUCGGUGUCGGUGCGUUAGUCCUCCUCAAGGACGCCAACAUGCCUCCUCUGCGUUGGAGGCGAGGACGAGUGGAGGCGCUGCAUCCGGGCAGCGACGGCGUCCCGCGUGUCGCCACGGUGCGGGUGGCGGACGGCACUAUCACGCGUCCCCUAGUGAAGCUGUGCCCCCUACCGAUGGGCCCUGCUCCACAGGCGACCGAUUCAAAUUGA
Messenger RNA from Temnothorax curvispinosus, 1797 nucleotides. RefSeq lists its product as uncharacterized. Gene Ontology annotation, biological process: DNA integration. Bases 1 to 1797 code for a protein of 598 amino acids. The transcript has a single exon. Lineage: Eukaryota; Metazoa; Arthropoda; Insecta; Hymenoptera; Formicidae. Gene Ontology annotation, molecular function: nucleic acid binding. The record is from RefSeq and is a predicted model, not a curated record.